Dicrocoelium dendriticum is the source of this 303-nucleotide messenger RNA. Lineage: Eukaryota; Metazoa; Platyhelminthes; Trematoda; Plagiorchiida; Dicrocoeliidae. The record is from the annotation of a GenBank genome assembly.
AUGGAAAUUAUCGUUUACUUAAUUCUUGCUUCAGUGUCUCUGGGCCCUCUUUCGGUAUCCAGCCAACGCUCAUGUCGAAUGGACGAUGGUCGUUUGUUGGGCCCUGACGAGGAAAUCGACCUGGGGUCCCUCCCGUGUGUUAGAUGCAAAUGUGAUGGAGCAACCGGCAGCGUGACCUGCGCUCCUCCACAGUGUCCAGAGCUAUUUUGCGGGGCCGACGAAGGACAACUGGUUGAACCAGGCGCUUGCUGCCCCACGUGUGUUCGUGAGUUUUCAAGCCUUCAUAUGCACACAGACACCUAG